AUGCCACCCACCCCCACUGACCGUCUCCGCGACUGCAUGAUCCUCGCCAUACUGAACCUUUUCGGCAUCGUGUACUUUGGUUUAUUUGCGAUCCAGCUAUGCAUCUUCCAUUUCCCGUCUAGGCCAGAUGGCCUCCUGGACAUGGUUUCAUUGCUGACUUUCUGUGGCGGGGUGAUCUUCUGGUGUCUGACCAGUCUAACGUAUCGCAUCAUCAAAGCUUUCGACCAAACCGAAAGCCCGGACUGGCAGAAGCUUGAGUUCUGCGGUGCAAUGACUCUCAUUAAUGCCACGUCCAUUCCGUACGUGCUGGUUCAGUAUACGGCGUUCCCUUCCGCCCAGCUGAGCUCUGUGUGUGCCUUGUCGUUGGUUGCAGUGGCGUAUUUGGUGGACUUUCUCGGGGUUGACUCCGAUGCAUCCGUGGCUCGCGCAAGGUUUCCGUACCACUGCGUUUCGCUCGGGCUCCUGUCUUUGGCCCCAGCCAUCUAUGCUCUCGCCGAGCCAGGGUAUACGGAUUCGCCUUUGACGACUCAGUUCUUCCGGUCGGCCUUGUGGAUUGCAAUGAGCGCGCUCAACUACGCGGUCAGGCCUUUGGAGAGAUUGAACCUCAUCGUCGGAUGGCGGCCAAGCUUGUAUGCGAUGCACCUGGCGAUAUUAUAUAAUGCCCUGGUCUACUCACGGGUUAUGAUGCAGAACAGCCUUCUCAGAUCUGGCUGA
Messenger RNA from Penicillium chermesinum, 714 nucleotides. RefSeq names its product Hly-III-related protein. The transcript has a single exon. Bases 1 to 714 code for a protein of 237 amino acids. NCBI's taxonomy places the organism in Eukaryota, Fungi, Ascomycota, Eurotiomycetes, Eurotiales, Aspergillaceae. The record is from RefSeq and is a predicted model, not a curated record.